This is a messenger RNA of Glycine soja, 2463 nucleotides long. RefSeq lists its product as uncharacterized. The transcript is spliced from 2 exons. The record is from RefSeq and is a predicted model, not a curated record. NCBI's taxonomy places the organism in Eukaryota, Viridiplantae, Streptophyta, Magnoliopsida, Fabales, Fabaceae. Bases 502 to 2127 code for a protein of 541 amino acids. Gene Ontology annotation, molecular function: methyltransferase activity.
UUUUGUUUCCCGUUUUUCAAUUCAUGGACCCAUUGGGUUGUCGUCAUUAGUAGACAGCUUGCAUUUGGUGCUCAUUCAUUCCAGGGACAAACAAGGUCUUCUGCCUUUUUUUUAUGGCACAAUAUUUACGGUGUCGUAUUCAGCAUAGAGAAAGUCAAUGAAUUACGGAUUCGUGGCACGGGUAUGAGCUAGCUAAUAACGUGUGCUCGUGAGAUUACCUGGUUUUAUGCAAACUUUGCUUCGGCUACACAUUUGAGAACAUAAUCUUUAUCUGUAUCUAAAUAUGGUGCCACAUGCAUCAACUCAUUCUUUAGUACUACUUUCUAUCCUUAAUGCAUUUUCUAGCGCUAUUGGCAUUCCUCUAGAUCCGUGCAAGAGUUGAAUCACAAAUUCUUAAUAUUUCAAACAUGUUUUGAUUACCAGAAAUGCAAGAUAGGUUUGUGGGUGAUAAUCACUUUUUGCAUAUUGAAUUUAAGUAUUUCUUAAGCAAUCACUAAAAUUAUGUGUCAAUCUCUAUUUAUUAGUAUGCGUGGGAUAUGGAUAUCCAAUUUAUCUCAGUGUCCUCUAUAUCUAGUUGUUCAUUCUUGUUUACCAUAUUGUUUUAUAAAUGAUGAGAAUAUCACUCUCAAUACUUUCAGCUUCAAAGUAAAUCGGCUUGAAGAACGCAUGAAAUCUUUCAAUAUUCUGAGUCCUGAAGAUAAGGGAAUGACAAAACAGAAUGUUAAUACAAAGUUAAAAAGAUGGAGAUGUGCUUACUAUUUUAUCUUCAUACCGGGUGCUCUUGCUCUUCUCCUUUCUGUUGCUGCUGUGUCCAAGUUCCUCUCCUUCAAAUCAUUUCUAGGUACUGAAUCUUUAUACUCAAAUCUGAAUCCUGAGGUCCCAAAUAGGAAUCAAAAUGAGGUGCUGAUGAAAACCGUUGAAAUGGUAAUUCAUAAAAUUGAAGAGGAACUGGACAAACUGAGGGAAACAAAACAGGAUCCAUCGUCAACCCCAUCUGUAUUCCAGCAAGGUUCAUUUCUUUCCGAUAUAUUAGGACUUCUUGAGUCAGCAGCGACGUCUCAUCAACACAGUGAAGGGAGUAAUCGGCAAACUGAUAAUUUCACCAUUCAUCCUCUGGUGAGAAAAAAGAAGCAAUCUGAUGAGCCUGCUGAUUACUUUCUGCGUGAAGAGAUUCGCAAGUAUGUCAGGAUAAAGCCUAACAGAUUAGGAAAACAAAACUUCAUGGGGACAAAUGCAAGCUUCACCAGCAUAGGACACGCAUGCUUUGCCAUGAAGGAAGAGCUAGAAGAAUACAUGGACUAUGAUGUUGGUGAGAUCUGCAAUGAUGACUGGAAGCUAGCUCAAAAGCUUAUGGUUCAUGGUUGUGAUCCUUUACCAAGGAGAAGGUGCUUUUCAAGAGCCCCUAAGCUAUACAACCAGCCAUUUCCCAUCAAUGAAUCCUUGUGGAAACUUCCUGAUGAUAGAAAUGUCAGAUGGAGCCAAUACCGGUGCAAGAACUUCUUGUGUCUUGCCAGCAACACCACUCGUAAGGGAUUCUUCAAGUGUGCAGACUGCUUCAAUCUCACCAACCAUGAGAUGCCAAGAUGGAUAAGCCUGGAGGCUGAUUCAAACCAGACAGCGGAUUUCCUUAUAUCUGAUGUUCUUGGAAUUAAGCCAAAAGAGAUCAGAAUAGGAUUGGACUUCAGUGUUGGAACUGGAACUUUUGCUGCUAGGAUGAGGGAAUUCAAUGUGACUAUAGUUUCAGCCACUAUCAAUUUUGGAGCACCCUUUAAUGAAAUGAUAGCUCUUAGAGGACUUGUUCCUCUCUACUUGACUAUAAACCAAAGGCUUCCAUUUUUUGACAACACCCUGGAUUUGAUUCACACAACAAGGUUUCUAGAUGGGUGGAUUGACCUUGUGCUCCUUGAGUUUAUAUUGUAUGAUUGGGAUAGAGUUCUGAGACCAGGGGGGUUGCUUUGGAUAGACAGCUUCUUCUGCUUGAAGGAAGAUUUGUAUGCUUACUUGCAGGCCUUCAAAAUGCUGAGAUAUAAGAAGCACAAAUGGGUAGUUGUUCCAAAGGUUGAUAAGGAUGAUCAAGAAAUGUUCUUCUCUGCUGUUUUAGAGAAGCCUCCUAGACAAUUCAGGUGAUCUUCCAUUAUAGUGUUGACUUCUUGCCUAUGUGGUUCCCAUCAUUCUUUAGCGUAUUUGAGACACAUUAAUUUUGAAUAUUGCACAGUUAUCUUGUGUAUUGUGAUCAUGAGUUUUUAGAAAUGACUGUUUAAUAUGAUAUAUGUCAAUAAGGGAGCUUCAUAGUUGAAUAUACUUCAAUGCCUAUUAGUUGAGGGUUGAGACUCUUGCUCCAUUUUACCCUAUUGGUUUUGUUUAUUCUGAAUCUUUGGUCUUCAACCAAGCAGAAGGAGGGCAUGUGAUUCAUGUAUCACAUUUAACUGACUUAUAAGAUUUUGUUGUUGUUGUUGAUGAUGA